ACACGUCUCUCUCUCUCUCUCUCUCUCUCUCUCUCUCUCCAUCCAUUUGGGUUUUGUACCUUCAUCACUACUACUUCAUUACAUAUAUAUACGCACACACAUAGAGCGAGAGAGAGAGAGAGAGAGAUGAGCAGUAACAGGCAGGUACAGCACUCGCUAGCGUUCCGAGUGAUGAGGCUGUGCCGGCCUUCACUCCAGGUCGACAACCCCCUCCGGUUCGAUCCCUGCGAUCUCAUCGCCGGCGAAGACCUCUUCGACGACCCCGCCGCCGCUUCUCACCUCCCUCGCCUUCUCUCUAACCCCACCCUCUCGACUGCUGCCAAGCCCUCCGACGCCUCCGGCGAUCUCACCUACCGCUCCCGAUUCCUCCUCCACCACCCCUCCGACGCCAUGGGCCUCCCCGGCCUCCUCGUCCUCCCCCAGGCCUUCGGGGCAAUUUACCUGGGAGAGACUUUCUGCAGUUACAUCAGUAUCAACAACAGUUCCAAUUUCGAAGUCAGGGACGUUGUAAUUAAGGCUGAAAUUCAAACAGAAAGGCAGAGAAUAUUGCUUUUAGAUACAUCAAAAUCACCUGUUGAAUCAAUACGUGCUGGAGGCCAUUAUGAUUUCAUCGUGGAACAUGAUGUGAAAGAACUUGGUGCACACACGCUUGUCUGCACUGCCAUGUACAAUGAUGGUGAUGGUGAGCGUAAAUAUCUUCCGCAGUUCUUUAAGUUCAUAGUUUCAAAUCCGCUUUCAGUUAGGACAAAGGUCCGCAUUGUCAAGGAAACUACAUUUUUGGAGGCUUGCUUUGAAAAUCAUACAAAAUCAAACCUUUAUAUGGACCAAGUUGACUUUGAGCCAGCUCAACAAUGGAGUGCAACAGUCCUUAAAGCUGAUGAUCAUGAGUCAGAGAAAAGUGCUUUGACUAGAGAGAUAUUCAAGCCUCCCAUUCUCAUAAAAUCCGGGGGAGGAAUUCACUACUAUCUGUACCAAUUGAAGUCAUCUUCUCAAGGGCCUGCUCAAAUGAAAGUUGAUGGAAGCAAUGUGCUUGGAAAACUUCAGAUUACAUGGCGCACCAAUUUGGGUGAACCAGGGCGUCUGCAGACACAGCAGAUUCUUGGCAGUCCAAUCACAUACAAGGAGAUCGAGCUACAGAUAGUAGAAGUGCCAUCAGUUAUCAUCCUGGAAAAGCCCUUUUUGGUUCACUUGAAUCUUGUAAACCAGACAGAUAGGGUGAUGGGUCCCUUUGAGGUCUGGUUAUCACAAAGUGAUGAACCUAAUGAGAAGGUUGUUAUGGUUAAUGGUCUUCAGACACUGGCUUUACCUCAGGUGGAAGCAUUUAAUUCUACAAGUUUCCGAAUGAAUCUAAUUGCUACGAAACUAGGGGUUCAGAAAAUUGCUGGCAUAACAGUGUUUGACACAAAAGAGAAGAGAACGUAUGACUCUUUGUCAGAUUUGGAGAUAUUUGUCAAUUUGGAUUAGUUUAGUUGGUGGACUAGCAAUUGAUGGCAGAGCGGAGGCAGUUUUGGUUGCUCUUCUGGUGGGGAUAGCUGCUUUGGAUGAGCAUUGGAUGUCAUGAUAUGGCUAUUUGUUGUCUAAAGCUUCAUUUGUUCAAACAAAUUGGAACCAUCAACCAGAUUCUCUGCAAGUUGUCUAGGGCAACAUUUUCUCUUUUGAUAUUAUGUACUGCCCCAGGAAGUCGGAUUCUUGGCCCUUGUUUUCAAGGAAAGACCUACCAUUCCAAUAAAAGGCAGGCCCGACAAAAUUCUUCCUUGUUGAAGUUCCUAUCGGAAACUUGAUGGUUUUAUUUAUUUAUUUUUUCCUGCUUAGGUAUCAGAAUUUUUUUUUUUUUUUUUUUUCCCAUGGACGGAACAAUGGUGUAUUAUCUGGAUGGGCAGAUUGCUUUUUUCCCGGUGUGUCAUCUCUGAGAGUACAUUUGGAGUUAAGUCCAAUUUUAGUGUACUUGUAUACAAAUGAGACAGAUUUUAACUGACCAACUUGAUGUGUGCUUCUGUAUCAUAGCCUCAAUCUAUAUGAACGUUUUAUUGUCA
Messenger RNA from Diospyros lotus (date-plum), 2033 nucleotides. RefSeq lists its product as uncharacterized. Gene Ontology annotation, cellular component: TRAPPIII protein complex. Bases 127 to 1464 code for a protein of 445 amino acids. The transcript has 12 exons. The record is from RefSeq and is a predicted model, not a curated record. Lineage: Eukaryota; Viridiplantae; Streptophyta; Magnoliopsida; Ericales; Ebenaceae.